Trypanosoma grayi is the source of this 1761-nucleotide messenger RNA. RefSeq lists its product as hypothetical. The record is from RefSeq and is a predicted model, not a curated record. Gene Ontology annotation, biological process: protein homooligomerization. Gene Ontology annotation, molecular function: protein binding; snoRNA binding. The transcript has a single exon. Lineage: Eukaryota; Euglenozoa; Kinetoplastea; Trypanosomatida; Trypanosomatidae. Gene Ontology annotation, cellular component: small-subunit processome. The coding region runs from base 1 to 1761 and encodes 586 amino acids.
AUGCUAAGCGGCGGGAGUGCUGUUGAUAUUGUCAGUCAGCGGAUGGAGGCAGCUAUACGCUCCAGCGACGGAGUUGGUGAAGGCGACAACAGCUGCAUUGUGCGUGUUCCACAACAGGACUUCUUAGUGGCGCUUGCCCGGCUCAUUCAGGGGUCACUGAAGGCACGCUUCACUGAGGAGGAGAAAGAAAUGCAGAAGCGCCUGGAGGAAUUGAAGCUGCAGCGUGAGCGGGUAUGUCACUUGCUAGACGACUUGCAGUUGGCUGAUGCGUUUGUUUCGUUUAAUGUCGGUGGGACGAUCUUUGCUGCGACACGUCGUACUCUUUGCGCGGUACCUGAGAGCAUGCUCGCGGUUCUUAUGGGCGAGUGGCUACCAGUGGAGCGUGACGCAUCUGGUGCCAUCUUUCUUGACCGUUCACCGCAUCUCUUCCGCGAGAUACUGUCGUACUUGCGCCUGAAGGCCGACCAUCAGAGGGAGCGAAGAGAGUGUGCCCGUGAGCUGGAGAAAGCGAUGGAUGAGGACAUUGAUGGUACCAUCAUGGCGCAGUUGGCGCAGACGAGUUGGCGCCAUAUGACCUCCAGACAACUGCACGCCGUGGCGGUUGAAGCAAACUACUAUAACUUGAAGAGCCUCGAACACUACCUUGUGCUAUACUGCCAGCGGCGGUGGAUUGAAUGUGGUUCUUUUGUUGCCUCGAGUGAGGGGAAUGAUAGUGGUGGUGGCGGUAUUAAUAGCCAAUCGCUUUCAACGGGCGCUGAAUUGUCAGAUGAUGCAGUGUUGUGCAUCGCCUACGAUGAGGAAAGUGGCGUGUGCGCUGUGGGCCGAGUGUCUGCUGUGGUGGCAGUGUACUUGCUCCCGUCGAUGGCUCGGCUCGAGACUCUGUGUGGCCACACGGACAGUGUCACGGGGGUGGUGGUCACACCAAAGCGAAUUUUUUCCUCCAGUCGUGAUGGAUUCAUUCAUGCUUGGCACAGCCGCGAGGGCUCCUUUGCCCCCAUCUGUAGUUUUAAGGCUCAUCAGAGUUUUGUUCAUGAUCUCCUUUUGCUGCGAGAGAAAGAAACACUCCUUUCAGGUGGCGAGGAUCACGCAAUAAGUGCUUGGAGCUUUCUGGAAGGAUCUUCGCCAGUAAUAACAGUAUCCGUUGUGACCCCGGGCCCCGUGCGGUGUCUUGCAGCUUACCAUGGGUACACUUUCGCUGCCUGUCGGGGUGAAAUAGUGGUGCUAGAUGUAGUGCGAGGGGAGCUUCUACCUCAACGAGGCAAGGCCCAUUCCGCGCCCAUACGUUCGUUGGCAGUCGACGAGCGCAGUGGGCUACUUGCGUCUGGUGGGUGGGACGGCGCAUUGUACGUGUGGGACGCCAAGGAGGCGGUAACAAGCAAUAAAAAUAACGUGGAGAAGGCGGCGGAGAAUAGUUUUGCACCUCUGUACGUGGUUGCACAGUGUGAUAGUUUGGUGAUGCAUGUAUCAUUUGUAGGUGGUUUGCUAGCGGCCUCCUGCGGUUCUACAAUGUACUUCUUUGAAUGUGGCUUGAUGCCGCGUGUUGUGCGCUGCAUUAAAGGAAGUGGAGACAAGGGAUGUAUUGGGGACAACCAGGACGAGUUGGUUCGGGUUUUCCUGACCGUUGAACGUGUGAACUGCCUGCUUGUUGGUGGACUUGAAGGCACUUUUACUGCUCUCCACAACCGUAUCUUUCCAGACGGAGUAGAGGUCGCGGAGAAAGGGUGCCAAUGGGAGGGGAAUUCUAGUUUUGCAUUCAUUUGA